AUGGCUUUUGCUAAGAAGAUGAUGCUAAUUGUUUUGUGGAUGAUAAGAAGCAUAACAGAGGAUAUUCCGGGCUGGGGAGUCCUCUUCAAUGGGUAUGCCGGAGAUGGAACUGUCAGUGUUAUGAUUGCAACUUUUUUGUUCACAAUUCCAAGCAAAAAGCAAAAGGGUGCUGGUUUAGUCAUAACUGACGGAGUUCGAUCCAGUGGCCUGGCUAAUAUAUUAUCUGAAACCCUAGAUUUUUUGGGGGCAGUCCCAUAUGUUGCCAUUGCACCUGCUGUGUGCCUCAUAAGUAGUUCCAUCACUGAGUUGAUCAUAUCAAACAACGCAACAACCACGCUUAUUAUUCCUCUCCUAAUUCAAAUUGCCAAACGUAUGCAUGUGCAUCCUCUCCUUCUGAUGAUUCCGGGUGGCAUUGGGGCACAAUUUGCUUUCUUGCUUCCUACGGCAACUCCUUCAAAUACCGUAGGAUUCGCCACUGGCCACAUUGAGAUCCAAGAUAUGAUCAAGAUUGGCUUGCCAUUGAAGAUUGUUGGGAUUGCUGUGUUGUCCCUUUUGAUACCCACUCUUGGUAACAUUCCUUUUCUCUUCAUUAUUUAG
Pyrus x bretschneideri (Chinese white pear) is the source of this 597-nucleotide messenger RNA. Its product is annotated as tonoplast dicarboxylate transporter-like. The record is from RefSeq and is a predicted model, not a curated record. Gene Ontology annotation, cellular component: membrane. Gene Ontology annotation, biological process: monoatomic anion transmembrane transport. Gene Ontology annotation, molecular function: transmembrane transporter activity. The transcript has 4 exons. Bases 1 to 597 code for a protein of 198 amino acids. NCBI's taxonomy places the organism in Eukaryota, Viridiplantae, Streptophyta, Magnoliopsida, Rosales, Rosaceae.